AGGGGGCCGGGGUAAGGAGGGGGCCACGGCGUGCCCCACUCUGUUUUUUACGACACGGCUUUCUGUGUAACAUAAUUAUUGUAUUUAAUUUUGUGAAAUGUUUCGGUGUUAUUUGUGAAAAAUAGGGAAGUCGGAAACGCGAAUACGAGAUGCAGGGGUUGGUGAGCGAUAAGACGUUCCACUUGAAGUGGAACAACCACCUGCAGAACUUGAGCCAGCUGUUCACUACCAUCUACUCGUCGUCCGCACUCGCCGACGUCACGCUCUCCUGCCGGGACGGGACCCUCAAGGCACACAAACUCGUGCUUUCAGCAUGCAGUCCAUAUUUCGAACAGAUAUUCAGGGACAACCCAUGCCAACACCCAAUUGUGAUCCUCAAGGGUAUUCCAUUUUCGGAAAUCAACCUCCUGGUUGAAUUUAUGUACAAGGGCUCUGUAGAUGUUCAGGAACUAGAUCUGCAAUCCCUGAUGCAUACAGCCUCAGAGCUGGAGAUCCGUGGGUUGGCUUAUGAGGCUCGUGAUAAUGCUGCACAGAUGCUAAAUGUGAACCUAGAGUACCCAACAUAUACUCCGCCAUCGGUGACUGCACAACAAACAUUUCCACAAGCCAGAACAGAUGUAGAACGGCUAAAACAGAUCCAUAUGUAUCAACAAUCUAUGAUGCGUGCGGAAGAGAUACGCAGACGCCGCCGGGAUGAUACACCGGGCACGCACACAGCCGUCAACAACAUAUUGGCCGCCGCUGCAAGGGAGAUGGAGGAGGCGAGGCACGCGGCGCGCGGGGGGGAGAGGGUAGUCGCCAGCAUCCAAACCGAGCAUGAACAAGGGACUGGUCUAGCCACCGUCACCGCCACAUCCAUGGAUCUCAAGCGUGAGCCUGACGAUGACCGCCCCAAGAAGCGCGUGUCGAUCCUCUCCCCGGAAGACGACAAGAUGCGGAUUAAGAAGAAGCCUAUGACCGUACGCUUCCAAGAUGAUAAUAAGACUGAUGAGCGCCCCAACAAGAUCACUUCGCCGGGCCCCGUAAUCAAUGAGCCUAAAUCGGAUAUGGAAGCGAAACAUGGCGGCAUCAAGGUAGUGCAGCUCGCUGUUCUACAGAAGCCUUCCAAUAAUGAACACGAUGAUUCUGAUGAGAAAGGUAAAGGGAUGGAUGACGAGGAAGAAACCGAUUCGAGCGGUUCCCUGUCCGACUCCGCCGCCAACGACUCGCAGGAGGGACGCCCGCACGUCUGCGAUGUGUGCGAUCUCAGGUUCAGCCGCUCGUCGCAUCUGUCGCGGCACAAGCUGACGCACACGGGCGAACGGCCGUUCACUUGCGGCGGAUGCGGCCGCUCGUUUGCUCGCUCCGACAAGCUGCGCGUCCAUACCAAGAUCUGCGAAAGGCAACAUUUCCAGGAGGACCCAACUGUGGAUAUGGCGAACGAGUCGGCAGUGGGGAAACGCGAGAACAGCUCUGAAGUGAUGUCGGGCAUGGUGCGGACCACCCACCGGGAGUCAGGACACCUGGUGUUCACUCCCAGCGGCGACGUGAUGCUGCCGCCGAGAUCUUCCUCCAACGCGAUUGUGCUGAACUCCACGCUGGACCCGGUCAGGAAUGAAAUCCUCCCGGGAGACCUGACAGACCCGCCAAGGAGAGGCCGCGGAAGGCCCAGGAAGACCCCGCUGCCACUCACGCCCAAAAUAAAGAAGAAGAGGGGGCGUCCACCUAAGACUUCGCUGGAUAUGGAGGGAUGUGUGUUGACGAGUGGAUCGGUUAUGGGCCCAAGUCCCCAACAUGUGUCGCAAAUGUCAGCCGGCCAACAACAGCUGCUUCUGAAGCGUAAGCGUGGCCGCCCGCCCAAGAACUACCUGCUGCCCAGACCCGGUAUGGAUAUGUCAAUACCGAUGCAGUACGGGCUAGCCGCCGAAAUGACCAACAUUUAUGGAAGACCCAACGAAAACUACAAUGCAACAAACCUGCCCUUCGGAGAUUUCUCAUACCUCACUGAAAUGAUCUACAAUCCUCUCGCUUUCGGUUACGGAGUGACCAGCGUCGAUCCCGACCGCAAUGUUGACGCUGACCAGAGUCUCACCACGGAAACAUCCCACGACAGGACCAUAGACGUCUCCGACUCCUCUUCUGAUGAUGACGACAGCUCUCGAGUUGAACCUGAGGAGAACGUGCCUCCAGUAGCCAUGGAAACCCAGAUCAUGACCGUCGGCGACUGUCAGAUUGUGAAGCUACCACCGAACAAUGACGAUAAGGACGACAAGAUGGAGCAGGUACAGGAGACGAUUACGAUGCCCGCUUCGACUCCCAGUUCGGUCACCAUCACACCUAUAACGACAGUCGGCGACUGUACCAUAAGACCGGUGGAGAACACAUAAUAUGGCCUAUACAUUGUCUACCCUUUGUCAAGGAAACGCAACUGAGUAUUUCGUGGUUCUUGAGGUGAGCGCAGAUUGAAACGACUUUUUUCGUUUAAAAAUGAAAUAUUAAACCAAAAUAUUUUAGUAUAUAUAUGCAAUGAGAAUACUGUACAAUCAGCAUAAAAAGCUGAACACAUUUCACCAAUUUCGGGCCUUAUUGCAGUGUAGGGUUUAUAAGUGUUCAAUGACUUCUCUGACUGUACCUGUCCUAGGAAAUGUAUAUACUCUUAGGUGCAAGACGGCAGUUGAACGGUCUAAAUGUAGACAACUGCUGGAUGCAGAAUUUUUCUCAUAAAAGGAUGAAUGAAAUGAUGCGUUCUCCCAAAUGGAGGGUAGAUAUAUAAACGUAGUAAUUAAAGUAUUAUUGUGGUAGCAUUCACGUGAUAUUUGCGUGCGGUGAUUGAUGACUCCAUUACUCGCAAGUAUAAUUAAUUUAUAUUAUGUACAAGGUGUAAUAGAAAGGGUAUAAUAAACGGAAAUUUAGCGGCAGUAUUCAUUAAACUGAACUCUUUUAAUAAAGGGGUAUUUUCAGGGCGCGAUUUGUAUGAAGGAUUAUGCUGUAUAUUACCUAUUGACUGUUCCUUGUGAAAAGUAUGGAGGUAUGAUACACUAAAGUGUUAGAGAUAACAUUGUAAUUGUAUACAUUCGCGAGGAAUGACAAUUUGUUGCAUUUGCCAACAUUGCAUGAACCGUGCGAUACUUAAAACAUGCAGAUAAAUCUGUUUUUUAAAGACAUUGCUAAUUGCCUAGAAAUUGAGUGAAUUACGGCGAUUAUGCUACAACUGAUCUCGCUACCGUAUUUCUGCAAAUAUGUACUUUAGUACGUAAUACUUCAAGGGUGAAACCUGGUAAAUUUGAAUACUGUUGCUAGAUUACCAGUUGUUAAACUCCUUCUGUUACAGCCUGUAUAAAUGAUUACUAUGAUUAUAUUCGAGCCUUCUCAUAGGCAGACUAAUAAUUAUUUAAUAUAAAUUCUUCAAAGUGCUAUUGCGUUGCGACGGCUAUAUAUAAUCAACAUUUUAUAUAUAAAUUAAAUCAUGUCGAAUAUAUUAUUAAUUUUAAUCUGUAUCGAAAUAUCUAUAUAAUAAUAAAAUAAGGUAUUCCGCGCAUUGGACUUAUAGUGUCUUAAAUGUAUCGCGUAUAAUUAGUAAGGUAUAAUCGAUUGUGUAAUGCUACUACAAUGAGUGAAAACUUCGAUCGCUUUAAUAAUAUAACAUUUGAGGAUAAUUCAAGUGACUGUCGAGAUAUGCAUUUAAUUGGUGGUGAUUAAUUAAUCGGUGAAUUACGUAAACAUAACGCCAUAAACUUUUUUUAAUCAAACAGUGAUACUCAAUGUAAUCAUCCAUAACCGAACAAAUCGAUUCGUCACAAUUUACGACGAUGUUUUACAUGAAAUAUAUAAUUAUACACAGAUAAUAUAUAUUUUAAACGAUCAUACAUUAUUUUAUAGUCAUAAGAUACAUCACAAGACAGCGUACUUUUACAACGUGCAAUUAUAUAAUGCAUUAUGAAGAAUAGAGACUGCUUAUUAGUACACGAAGUAAUGUCAUAUGAAAUUAAACUAUAUACACAUAGAUAUUAUGAAUUCUAAUUAAAUGCAUUACAAGAUACUUUUUGAAACUUCAUGUAGAACAUCGUAUUAUAUAGAUGAUAACUUAUAGAUGUGUAAUAUUUUGCGAAUAUCUACACUACAUAGAGGCAGCAUAUUUACGACAAUGUUUUAAUGGUGAAACUAUUUUAGGUACGCAGUGUUUAUAUUGUAAUGUGCACUUCGAGGUUGCCUUCAGUGUUAAUAUCGUUUAACGCUUGUCAAUAAUUUUUUUGUCGGUUUCUCUCUCCACAAUCUUGGAUCUGAUAUUUUAGUACUGAGAGACAAGUACUGAACUGUACGUUGAGGUGUAUUGUCCUAUCGAACUCAACAUCUCAUUGGCUGUCUAUAUUUAAUUUGUAAGGUACGUUUAAUUUAUAGUGCGUAUGAGGUCGACGUGUAGUGGAAGCACACGCUAUUUCGCCUUUCCAUGUUCUUAUCUGUAUCAAUCUCUGUGAAUACUAGUAAGUAGAAAGUAGUGUCUUAGAUAAAACUUAAUAUUCUAAAUAUUAAAACUCGGCAACACCACACGAAUAAGUGAUACGACGUAAGUUACAUAUUUUAGCAGAUACAUAAAUAUUGUAUGGACAUAAUGUGUAUUAACAUAUAUAUUUCUUUAAUCGUUUUGCCUGUAAAAGCAAUGAAUAACGUAUCGUAGUCUUAUAUGAUAUAAUAAUUAUAUAUAAUAAUAAUAAUAUGCAAUAUAAUGUAAACCCCACGGUCAGACAGCUAGUAGCCAUUCGAGGAGGCUGUGAAACAGCCAAGUUGGCAGGUUCUUUGUUAUAUUUUUGUAGAUCAAAAGCCCUUAGUUCCUCACUCGAUGUAUUCAAAAAUCUGUAUGUGUCAAGUGACGUUCAUUUCUCUUUGGCUAUUGUGUUCCGCUUUAGUGAUGUUAACGUCUGGAAAGUAUUAAACAGUCUUGACAUAAUUUCUUUAUAUAAUCUGUACAGUAGAAUAGUUCCUAACUUGUAAUCGAUACAAAAUUAUAAUCCUUCAAAUACUAGAGUAGAGGAGACGUAAUUUAAUUUCCUUUUAAUCGUUUAGCGUUAAGUUUUAAUUUUACAUACGAUCAAAUUAAAUUUAGUGGUUCACUAUUAGUGGUAUAGUUUCGAAUCGGUUUUAAAAUUAAUUUUCGUUCACGGAUAUUUUCGUGUUUUGAUAGAAGACUGCUCGGAUCCGUUUUCUAUUAUGUGCGAUUUGAUUUUCGAGUUAACGUAUGGGUGGUGUGAGCCCUGUAGAGGCAAUAGAUGUUCACGAGUGUCAGACGGCAAGCUAAGCUUAUUGAGAAAUUAAUUUAAUAUAGGAAUCUGUAUUUUUAUAAUGGAAAUAUUACACGAUCAGUUACUCCCUAUAAUCUAAUCGUAUUUAUAAUACCUGGCAUAGUGUUAGACGUCUGAACUUAGUUAUGUUUUAUAUGGUAAAGCCCUAUUGGCUCUGUGUUGUCGUUAAGUUUAUGUGUACCCUUAGUUUCCCGGUCCACGAGGCAACGGUCCGCAAAUAAAUCGUCAAAGUAUCUCUUUUACUCUUACGUGAACCGAUAAAGACGACACUUAUUUUAGUCAUGUUCAAUUUUAGUAAAAAAAAAGCAGAUGCAAACGUGUUGUUAUCAUGGCAACUCAGAAACCGUGAGAGUGUGUGUUGACUCGUGGAUCUGUCUUACAAUUUGGCAAUAUGAUGGAAGUUGGGUUAUUUAUAGGGAUGUUUGGAGAAUGAUCGCCGAAAUAUUGCAUUUAUAUUUAAAUUUUGAUUGGUGUGUCAGUAUGGUGCUGCGGUGCAAUGAGAGAUACAUAAAUUACAUAAACCUGUAGUAGUGUUGUGAUCAGAGAUAAUUGUUUUAAUCGGUAAUUUCAAUACUUAUUAAACAAUCAAAUAAAUUUUAUAAAAGUACUGUGUGGGAAUAUUUUCUGCAUCUCGGCCAUAUAACUUUGUUAUUUUUAGAUUAAAAGUGACAGUAUAACGAUUAUGUAAUGUCAUUUGACAGUUGCUGUUACGAACCCAGCUAUACACAUUGUACUGAGACUGUCAAAUGACAAUAAUAUUCAUAACCUCGCACAACUUAUAAGCACGACUUUUUCAAGUGCUUUCAAGAAUUCGUUCAAGUUAAUAUAGCGCUGUCUUUAUUUGGUUCGUUGGACGUUUGACAUCUACGGCUUUCGUUCGAUUGGCGCAUUUGGUUGCUUAGCCACGCCCUCUUUGGAUAUGCGCCAAUCGGAACGAGAG
This is a messenger RNA of Achroia grisella, 6216 nucleotides long. Its product is annotated as transcription factor GAGA-like. Lineage: Eukaryota; Metazoa; Arthropoda; Insecta; Lepidoptera; Pyralidae. Gene Ontology annotation, biological process: regulation of transcription by RNA polymerase II. The transcript is spliced from 12 exons. The coding region runs from base 150 to 2366 and encodes 738 amino acids. Gene Ontology annotation, molecular function: DNA binding; protein binding. Gene Ontology annotation, cellular component: nucleus. The record is from RefSeq and is a predicted model, not a curated record.